Miscanthus lutarioriparius is the source of this 2502-nucleotide messenger RNA. The record is from the annotation of a GenBank genome assembly. NCBI's taxonomy places the organism in Eukaryota, Viridiplantae, Streptophyta, Magnoliopsida, Poales, Poaceae.
AUGUCUCAGCCCCACGCCGCCGCUGCCGCCUCGAAGCGCCCCUUCUCGUCCACCACCACAUCCCCGUCCCCGACCUCCUCCCCUGCGACGCGGCUUAUGAAGAAGGCCAAGCACCCCGCCGCCUCCUCCUCCUCCGCGGGGACCGUCGAGAAGAACGGCAUCCACCUUGAUACCGCCGUCGCCGCCGCCGCCACGGGCGGGGGCCGAACGAACGGCGAGGAGGAUGCGGAGAUGGUGCUCGUGGACCAGGACGAGCUCCCCGCGCCCAGCGCGCCGGCCUCCACGGGCGUUGCCGCCAACCUCUUCCGUAAGAAGGCCACGCUCCCGCAGCCGUCGACCUCCUCCCGCAAGCCCCUCCGCAUCAAAAUAGGUCAACCAAAACUGCCAAAAAACUUCGAAGAGGAUACAUGGGCGAUUUUGAAGGAUGCUAUCACAGCUAUUUUUCUCAAGCAGAAACUUUCUUGUGAUGUUGAGAAACUCUAUCAGGCUGCUGGUGAUCUUUGUCUGCACAAGCUAGGGGCAAACCUAUACGAACGAAUCAAGAAAGAAUGUGAAAUACACAUAGCUGAAAAAAUAUCAGCAUUAGUAGGCCAAAGCCCAGAUUUGGUUGUAUUUUUGUCUCUGGUCCAAAGAACAUGGCAAGAUUUUUGUGAUCAGAUGUUGAUUAUUCGUGGUAUUGCUUUACUUCUUGAUGUAAAAUAUGUCAAGAAUGUGGCGAAUAUUUGUUCAGUGUGGGAUAUGGGACUGCAACUGUUCCGCAAGCAUCUAUCACUAUCCCCGGAGAUUGAACACAAAACUGUAACUGGCCUUCUCAGAUUGAUCGAGAGUGAGAGGCUUGGUGAAGCAAUAGAUAGGACAUUACUUAGUCAUCUUCUGAAGAUGCUUACUGCUCUUGGAAUGUAUUCUGAGAGUUUUGAAAAGCCCUUUCUUGAAUGCACUUCUGAAUUUUAUGCUACAGAAGGUGUUAAAUAUAUGCAGCAAUCUGAUAUUCCAGACUACCUGAAGCAUGUGGAGUCGAGGUUACAAGAAGAACAUGAAAGGUGUAUUCUAUAUUUGGAAGCUAACACAAGGAAGCCACUGAUUGCAACUACUGAAAAGCAAUUGCUAGAACGUCAUACAUCUGCAAUUAUUGAGAAGGGGUUCACUAUGCUCAUGGAUGCAAGUCGUAUAAAUGACCUCUCGAGGAUGUACAACCUUUUCCAGAGGGUUAAUGCUGUUGAGCUGCUAAAACUAGCGCUUAGUUCAUAUAUCCGGGCUACAGGCCAGGCCAUUAUUAUGGAUGAGGAAAAGGACAGAGAAUUAGUUCCAUUUCUUCUCGAUUUUAAGGCGUCACUCGACAAAAUAUUGGAAGAAAGUUUUGCCAAGAAUGAGGCUUUCUCCAAUACCAUAAAAGAUUCAUUUGAGCACCUUAUCAAUCUAAGACAGAACCGACCUGCGGAAUUGAUUGCAAAGUUUCUUGAUGAGAAACUUCGAGCUGGCAAUAAAGGGACAUCAGAAGAAGAGCUGGAGGGUAUACUUGAUAGAGUUUUGGUCCUGUUUCGGUUUAUACAAGGUAAAGAUGUAUUUGAGGCAUUCUACAAGAAGGAUCUAGCUAAGAGGUUGCUGCUUGGGAAGAGCGCAUCAAUAGAUGCUGAAAAAUCGAUGAUCACAAAACUCAAAACUGAGUGUGGAAGUCAGUUUACCAACAAGCUGGAGGGAAUGUUCAAGGACAUUGAAUUAUCCAAAGAAAUAAAUGAUUCAUUCAGGCAAUCAUCUCAAGCUAGGACAAAGCUUCCCUCUGGCAUUGAAAUGAGUGUCCAUGUGCUUACAACAGGCUAUUGGCCUACAUAUCCACCAAUGGACGUGAAACUCCCACACGAACUGAAUGUGUAUCAGGAUAUAUUUAAAGAGUUCUAUUUGAGCAAGUACAGUGGAAGGCGUUUAAUGUGGCAGAAUUCUUUGGGACACUGUGUCUUGAAAGCGGACUUUCCCAAAGGCAAAAAGGAAUUCGCAGUGUCAUUGUUUCAGAGUGUGGUUUUGAUGUUGUUCAAUGACGCACAAAAAUUAAGCUUCCUUGACAUCAAGGAUUCCACUGGUAUCGAGGAUAAAGAAUUGAGACGGACACUGCAAUCACUUGCAUGUGGUAAAGUUCGGGUUCUCCAAAAGAUACCAAAAGGGAGAGAUGUAGAAGAUAAGGAUGAAUUUGUAUUCAAUGAAGAUUUUAGUGCUCCCCUCUAUCGCAUAAAGGUAAAUGCAAUUCAAAUGAAGGAGACGGUAGAAGAAAACACGAGCACCACUGAGAGAGUGUUCCAGGAUCGGCAGUAUCAGGUUGAUGCGGCCAUAGUUCGAAUAAUGAAGACGCGGAAGGUCCUCAGCCACACCCUUCUAAUAACGGAGCUUUACCAGCAGCUCAAGUUCCCUGUUAAGCCAGCUGAUAUCAAGAAAAGAAUAGAGAGCUUGAUCGACCGGGAGUACCUGGAGCGGGACAGGAGUAACCCCCAGAUCUACAACUAUCUGGCUUGA